AUGGAUGAUCUGCUCACUGGUGUCAACAGUAUCGAAGAAGGUCAGGAACUUGUACAGCAGCUACUCCAGUUGAUGAAUUCGGCUGGACUACAACUUCGCAAGUGGGCAUCCAAUUGUCCUCAGAUUCUUGAAGUCGUUCCUGAACACUUAAGGGAUGAGCGUACACUUCUCGAUCUCGAAGCAGCUUCUCCGGUUAAAACUCUCGGUCUGCAAUGGAACACUCGCACGGACGAAUUCUGCUUUGAGGUGCCGAAGCACAGUGACGUUUACCCUAUAACCAAACGUAUCGUUCUUUCGGAUAUCGCUCGGCUCUUCGAUCCACUGGGACUUGUUGGCCCAGUGGUGGUACAAGCGAAGCUGUUUAUGCAACAAUUGUGA
This is a messenger RNA of Aedes albopictus (Asian tiger mosquito), 378 nucleotides long. RefSeq lists its product as uncharacterized. The record is from RefSeq and is a predicted model, not a curated record. Lineage: Eukaryota; Metazoa; Arthropoda; Insecta; Diptera; Culicidae. Bases 1 to 378 code for a protein of 125 amino acids. The transcript has a single exon.